AUGGAUCAUCAUGUUGUACUGGAUUGGUACAAUAACCUAGACUCUCGAGUCGUUGAUCUCGUCGGUGACUUUGUUGGUGACGAGCUCUUCAUAAUCGAAGGAGAUUCGCUUCUACUCGAAUGUUUUUCCAACGAAAAACUUGAUUUCAACCCGGGCUUCCAGGUCUUGCAUGCGACAUACCUUGUCGAGAAGUUGUUGCAAAAGCUUCAGCAGCGCAAGUGUUUCUUCGAGGUUGUCUUCUUCGCCGAGAAUGCCUCAUUAUGCAUUCCGAAAGGAGUCCACAGAGACCUCCACGCGAGGUACCUCCUUGCCCGAGAGGCAAUCAUACAACACCUUGUCUCUGUUCGCGUCCAACCCUCGCAAUUCUUCCAGGCUCUGAGGUUUGAUAGCUUCCAGUCCGAUGAGUUUAAAGCUCAUCUGAUAAGUUCGGGAGCAUAUUUGUUCAUGUGUCAUGAUGGCGCUUUUUCCGAGCAGAACAAUGAUGAUACUGCUAGUGAUAUCGACAGCAGCGACUCUGAAAGUGACUCUGAUGACAGCGACUUCAAAGAUGAUGAUCAAAAAGGUACGUUUGUCGAUAAGCGAGGCGAGAUCUCAAGAUUUAAGUUCCGCGCGAUGAUCUAUUGGUUUGUUGUCCACGGAUACAACCUUGCUCUCGCCAAUAGUCUCGAGUUCCGUGAUACAAAGGUCAUGGCAAUGGUGAUUGAAAGCUCCAUUAAAACGAACCCCUUGUCGACUGGCCCUGAAACAGAUGAUCCCAAUCAUUUGUGGAAUUCCCUCUCUCAAUUAGAGAUUGAAGACGGCCAAGAUCAAGCGGAGGAUGUAGAAUAUGAAUCAUCAACCCAAACUCAAACAGACAAGUUCCUUGAACAGGCACUUCUUGAGAAGCCUGAGCUGUCACAACGCCAAUGUCUUGUGGUUGCUACGCUCAGCUCUAUGCUUUUGGACGGCAUGGCAGACAACGAAAACAAUAUUGGAGCCCAGUCUAUGCUUUUGCACAUUGUACUUUUGCAAAACACCCAACUGUCGGAUCGAUCCAUCCAAACAACUGCACCCAAAAACUUGAAGUUUUUCAACGAAUUUGUGAAGACCGCGAAGGCUUUGCUCAGCUCAAAGCUGUGGGAGAAAGCAAUGAAUGACCAUACCCUACCUUGCGAUCUGUCUGACCUCUUGGAUGGAACAUUGUUUUUCGAAGUCCAGCGGAUGGUCGAGAAACUGGGCAUCCAAACAGUAAUCUCAUCGGCCACACAAUCCCCUUUCAACACCCUUGCGUGUCUGGUGGACCGCAUGUGUGGUACAACACUGCAAUGUGAAGCGAUUGGGGGCGCGGGAGCUACCUCUGAAGAUGACACCCAUGGAAGUAUUUCCGAGCCUCAUUAUGGCUUUGAAAAGGUGCUUCCAUUUAGCAAUUCAGUCUUCGAUAAAAUUCUGAAGCCUGUUCAUCUCGCAAUUGACGAAUCUGCCGAUGCGAAGAGUGAUUCCCAGAUUUUCAAAGAAGAUAGCCACUGGCAUAGCUCCAGGCCCCUGGAUCAAAAGAAAGUCAUCUUAACCCCCCAAGAGGUUGAGCGAAACCACAAACGGAACCAGCGUUUCAUGGCCGAGAUGAGAGAUUAUGCUGCAAGUCUCUCGGGAUCACAACCGGAACCGAUUGUCGUUGAAUCUUCCAGUAGCUCACGCCAGAAGUCUCACCAAACCCCUUCGGCAGGCAGAGACGUUGGAACUACCUCGAAGCCAGACAAGAAAUCCCACUCUAAAUCCGGUAAACCAUCCACCAAGGAGAGGGCCGCAGCUUUCGUUCAUCAAAAAGCAAUGGAAGUCACCCAGAAACAGAGACAGAAGUGGAAAAACGUGUACAAUGAUGAGUUCGCUCAAAUCGAUGAUCUUGUGACUCGUUUUACAAAGCUCAACGGAUACUUGACUAGUUUGCCCAAAGACAGUCGGCAGGUUCUGGAGCCUGAAAUCCUGACUUGCUUGAUCGACACAUUGCUACGGCUUCUAUUUGUCGAACGCAUAAAUGUGCAGAGCAAAAAGCACAUGUUGAUCGUGACACGCAUUUGGGAGAUCGUCACUUGCCUCGCGAAAAUUAAGCAAGGCAUCUCAUCCGAUAUUGUCGCAUACGUCUCGACAGUCUGCCAAAUACUCGGUUUGCCAGCUGCUCAGCUUCAUGCCGACAGUGAACAGAAGUUAUCUUUCCCUUUGUUCAAGAUUCCCAAAGCAGCACCUAGCAUGAGUAUCGAGAUGAGCCCAGUUGAAUUCCAGCUUCAACAUGGUGGGCCUUUCAUGGAGCGCAGCAUAGACUCAUUGCCCGACUCCCGGACGCCUGACUUUGCGCCUGAUCGCUGGCAGCGUGAAGUGUUGGAUCAGAUCGAUGCAAAGAGGAGCGCAUUCAUCGUGGCCCCAACGAGUGCAGGAAAAACAUUCAUCUCUUUCUAUGCGAUGAGACAGAUCUUGAAAGAAGAUAACGAUGGAAUUCUUGUUUAUGUUGCCCCCACAAAGGCUCUUGUCAAUCAGAUCGCAGCUGAGGUGCAAGCCCGAUUUUCCAAGUCGUUCCCGGCCAAAACCAGUGGUAAAUCGGUUUGGGCCAUCCACACAAGAGACUACCGCAUCAACAAUCCCCAGGGAUGCCAAAUUCUCAUCACAGUUCCCCAGAUUCUUCAGAUCAUGCUGCUUAAUCCCUCGAACGCCAAUGCAUGGACCCCCGCUUGA
This is a messenger RNA of Penicillium crustosum, 2703 nucleotides long. RefSeq lists its product as uncharacterized. The record is from RefSeq and is a predicted model, not a curated record. Lineage: Eukaryota; Fungi; Ascomycota; Eurotiomycetes; Eurotiales; Aspergillaceae. Bases 1 to 2703 code for a protein of 900 amino acids. Gene Ontology annotation, molecular function: ATP binding; nucleic acid binding. Gene Ontology annotation, cellular component: cytoplasm. The transcript has 4 exons.